This is a messenger RNA of Eimeria tenella, 921 nucleotides long. RefSeq lists its product as uncharacterized. Lineage: Eukaryota; Apicomplexa; Conoidasida; Eucoccidiorida; Eimeriidae. The record is from RefSeq and is a predicted model, not a curated record. The coding region runs from base 1 to 921 and encodes 306 amino acids. The transcript has a single exon.
AUGGCUUGCUGCAGCGGCAGCAGCAGCAGCAGCUGCUGUGUUGGUUGCUGUUGCUGCUGCAGCUGCUGCGCCGGCGCUGCAGCUGCUGAGGAGGUCAAGGCCCUGGAGUGCGUUGUGGCAGCAGCAGAAGCAGCAGCAGCAGCAACAACUGCAGCAGCAGCAGCAGCAACGGGAAAAGCGCUGCUGCAGCUGCAAAACUCAGUAACUCGGUGCUGCCUCAACAGCACCAAAGAGGCCCCGUGCGCGCUGGAGCAGCAGCAGCAGCAGCAAAUGGCUGCUGCUGCUGCUGCUGCUGAUGGUGCAGCAGCAGAGCUGCCUGUACAACCCAAACCCCCAGAAGAAGACACAGAAGCAGCAGCAGCAGCACUAACAGCAGCAGAUGAUAUACUGCUAGGCACUGUGGAGCCGCUGCUGUGGCAGCUGCAGCAGCAGCAGCUGCUGCUGCAGCAGCAGGCAACAGCAGCAGCAGCAGCAGCUCAAACGCUGCAGCGCAAUUGCAGCAGCAACAGGAGCGGCAGCACGAGGAAUCAUAAGGCUCUUAGUCCCGCAGCAGCAGCACAACCUGCUGCUGCUGCUGCUGCUACUGCUGCUCCCUGUGCUGCUGCCCUCUCGGAAACUGUUGUCUCGCUGCUGCAGCGCGACGCAGCGUUUAAGCUGCUGCUGCUGCAGGAGGUGGCAGCAGCAGCAGCAGCAGCAGCAGAAACGAAGGGAGCAGCCGCAGCUGCUGCAGCAGCAACAGCUAAAGCAGCACGCCUCGCUUGGCUAGCGCAGCCUUUUGCAGCAGAACUGCAGCAGCACCUCCUGCUGCUCCGCCGCAGGCUGCUGCUGCUGCAACACAAGCAGCAGCAGCAACUUCAGCAGCAAAAGCAGCAGCAGCAUAAGCGUGAAGUGCCACCAGCGGCUCACGCAUUCAACACUUAG